This is a messenger RNA of Hansenula anomala, 1515 nucleotides long. It is a transcript of the gene IKS1, whose product is annotated as protein kinase IKS1. NCBI's taxonomy places the organism in Eukaryota, Fungi, Ascomycota, Saccharomycetes, Phaffomycetales, Wickerhamomycetaceae. The record is from RefSeq and is a predicted model, not a curated record. The transcript is spliced from 2 exons. Gene Ontology annotation, biological process: protein phosphorylation. Gene Ontology annotation, molecular function: ATP binding; protein kinase activity. Bases 1 to 1515 code for a protein of 504 amino acids.
AUGAAUUCAUUAUUAUCAAAUGUUCAUAAUCUAACCCCAGGUUUUGUUAGAAAUGACCCAUUAAGAAAUGCAGUUGUUCUUCACAAUAAAAUCACCAAUGAAUUAUCUGUUGUGAGCACCAUUUCACCUCCUGUGGAUCAUGAACUCAUUCCAUAUCAAGGGGAAUCAGCUAGUCCAGUUAUUGAGAUUGGGAGGAUGAGGAAGUGCCCCCAUUGUGGACGAGUUUUCGAAGAAGGUUCAGCAUCAUCAACAUCAUCACAAACUGGUAAUAACAACAAUGCUAAAGCUUUUGAUGCUGGUACUGAUGAUUCAUUCAUUGAUUCGAAUUAUUUUAGACUGUUGGGUAAUAGCUCGAUUUCUGGUGAGGGUGCUACAAACAACUUACCAGAUUCAUUAUUUACUCAAGGUUAUUUUAACAAGUUUUUCAAAGAAAUUGAAUUAUUAGGACGUGGAGCUCGUGGUUCAGUUUAUAAAGUUGAACAUAUCUUGAAUGGAGUCUCUUUAGGAUUUUUCGCAAUGAAGAAGAUUACAAUUGGUGAUGAUUCAAAAUGGUUAUUAAAAGUUUUGAAAGAAGUUACAAUGCUUUGUAAGAUUAGUUUCAAUAAUAAUAAUCUUGUUAAUUAUAAUCAUGUUUGGUUGGAGAUUUCAAGUAUUAAUGAUUUUGGACCCAAGAUCCCAUGUGCCUAUAUAUUACAACAAUAUUGUUCAGGAGGUAAUUUGGAAGAGUUUAUAAUAAAUUUACAAAAUCCUAUAUUAAAACCUCAUGAAUUGAAAAAAUGGAAAUUAUCACACAAAAGACAACAAUUAAAAGGGAGAUUAUUGAAUAAUGAUGAAAUUUUAUUGAUCUUCCAACAAAUAGUUUCAGGUGUUUAUGAAUUACAUAAAAACCAUAUAAUUCAUAGAGAUUUAAAACCAUCAAAUUGUUUAUUAGCAGAACCUUAUUUUACAGAUUUUACACAAUUAGAGUCUGAUAUUUCCAAAAUACCUACAAUUUUAGUUAGUGAUUUUGGUGAAAGUCAAUUAGAAGGUGAAUUUAGAAAUGCAACGGGUGCAACAGGCACGUUAGAAUAUACUGCACCAGAACUAUUAAAUUUCAAUGAUGAUAAUGUUCCACAAUUUAAUAAAAAAACUGAUGUUUAUGCAUUAGGGAUGAUCUUAUACUUCAUGUGUUUUGGUAAAUUACCAUAUGAAUAUUCAAAUGAAGUUGAGUUGUUGAAAAAUGAAAUUAAAGGAUCAAAUGAAUUGAUGAUGAUUGAUAGAGAAGAUUUAUUACCAGAGCUUAAGUAUCUGAUAAAGAAUCUAACUUCAAAAAACCCAGAUGAGAGAAUGUCUGUUAGUGAAAUACUUGAUGUUUUGGCAAGAUUUGAUCAUUUGGAGAAAAAUGAAAAGGAAGAGGAAAAAAUAGAUAACCCCCAACCUCUUCGAAGAUUAUCAUUGACUGAUGCACCAAUUAAAAUUACUUGUUGGCCUAUUGAAUUUGUUAAUUUUGAGCUCUAUCCAUCACCAAGUGUUUAA